Molecule: messenger RNA, 1860 nt
Organism: Mytilus californianus (California mussel)
Lineage: Eukaryota; Metazoa; Mollusca; Bivalvia; Mytilida; Mytilidae
Product: L-xylulose reductase-like
Exons: 7
Coding region: 95-850 (251 amino acids)
Biological process (GO): xylulose metabolic process; glucose metabolic process
Molecular function (GO): L-xylulose reductase (NADPH) activity; carbonyl reductase (NADPH) activity
Source: RefSeq, a predicted model, not a curated record
CACAUGAAUGCGGACGUUACAGUAUUACCUCUAUGUCAAGGUUUAUUUUAAUGUGUUAUUGUAAAUGGUUAGCUGAUAACGUCUUUGAAAAGAAAUGAACAUCAACUUCACAAGUAGAAUUGCCCUUGUUACAGGUGCUGGUAAAGGUAUCGGACGCUGUAUCGCUCUAAAAUUAUCAAAGCUUGGAGCGAAAGUCUAUGCUGUUAGCAGAACAGAGGCAGAUCUUGACAGCUUAAAAGUGGAGGAUCCAUCGAUUGAAACACGAUGUUUAGAUAUUCGAAAUUGGGACAACACAAGGAAAGUGAUUGAAGACGUAAGACAAGUAGAUCUCUUAGUAAAUAAUGCUGCAAUUUUGAGGUUCAAAACUGUUCUUGAAACAACAGAAGAGCUCAUUGACGAACAUUUUGACAUAAAUUUUAAGGCAGCUUUGAACAUAUCUCAGAUCGUCGCCAAAGGAAUUAUUUCACGGAAAGGAAGUGGGGCAAUUGUGAAUAUUUCAAGUAUCGGCGGUAUUCUAACUUAUCCUGGUGAUCCUGUUUAUUGCACCACGAAGGCAGCUUUGGAUAUGCUUACAAAGUCUAUGGCAUUAGAGUUUGGACCUUUAAAGAUUCGAGUAAACAGCUGUAAUCCAGGUGUAGUAUCAACACCCAUGAGUGAGAUGCUUUUGGUCUCUCGGGAACAAAGAGAUGCUUUUACAGGAAGAAUACCGAUGGGAAGAAUCAUAGAACAAGAUGAAGUUGCUAAUACAGUGGCAUUCCUGCUCAGUGACUAUGCAUCUAUGAUAAAUGGUGCCUUGGUGCCCGUGGACGGUGGACACAUUAUUCAUAUGUCACCUAACCCUGUCCAUUAGAAAAUAAAAAAGAAAAGUCGUUACUUAUUGUUGGCAUUUCUAAGGGAACAAACUGUGCGCCUGUCUCUGCCGACCUCUUCUUAUUUUCAAAUGAGUCGGAGUUCCUUCAGACACCUGUCAAAAACAGAAGAUAAAAAAAACCCAGAUCAUUUGAUUUCACAUUCAGAUAUAUUGAUGAUGAUAAGGUAGUGACGUUGCUUAUCAUCUUAAUUACAUGUUUAGUGUUCUUUUAUUUGUCUUUGUAAAUUAUUACCCUUUACUGUUCCUUUAAAAGUCCCUUUUUGGUUACAUCAUUUUGGCGUGUCUCGGUUCUUAUAUAUCCCGACAUUGUGUUAUUGUGCUAUGUUCAUUUUUUGUAUUCUUGUAUUUCAUUUAUUGCUUAUGUGCUGCCAUGUUGUUUUUCUUUUUUUGACAUAUUUGUUUGUUUUAUAGUGAUUAAGAUAUAACACAAUGUUGACUGCAGUACCCGUAUUUUUGACAUUUAUACCUAUUAUGUCUGUUUGUUUUGUUCACACAUUGUUGUCAUUAUUAUAGAAUUUUAUGCGACUGGCAUACCAUUGAGAGGUUUAGCUAGCUAUAAAACCAGAUUUAAUCCACCAUUUUCUUCAUACGGAAAUGCAUGUACUAAAUCAGGAAUAUGACAGUUAUUUUCCAUUCGUUUGAUUUUCUGAGCUUUUUAUUUUGCCAUUUGAAAAGAGACUUUCCGAUUUGAAAUCCUUGAAGUACGGUAUUUUUUUUAUUUUGCUUUUUACAGGUGUUACGGACUUUUAAGUUAUUCCGUGAUAUUUUCUUAUUUGUCGUACUUGUUGAACUAUUUCCAUGCAGUGUUACACUAUUCAUAACAAUCCCUUAACACGAUAGGGACGAGAAGAGUAGCAAUAUUCUAGUAAUGUGGAUUCAUUUAUUUUCGCAGAUACCAAUUUUAGGGGUGGAAGAAAAAUUGUUUUUCGUCGGUAUAUUCUAUUAUUUCUUAGUUUAGGCAAAACCUUCAUUAAAGCAUAAACAAAAUG